This is a messenger RNA of Meloidogyne enterolobii, 459 nucleotides long. The record is from the annotation of a GenBank genome assembly. Lineage: Eukaryota; Metazoa; Nematoda; Chromadorea; Rhabditida; Meloidogynidae.
UUUUGUCGGAAGAAAUAUUUCUUCACAAUAAGAUGUGUUAUGAUGUGAGUAAUAAGAAAAUCAUGCGGGAGGAGGGGAAGAGGAUGCCGCGCUACAUCUUCAAAGAAUGUAUAAACAUCUGAUAUUUUUGAAGAUUUUAUUUGAUUUAAAAGAGGAGAGGGGAGGGGAGGGGAUUGCUUUGUAUUUAUUUUUAUUUUUUUUUAAAACCUUCUUUUGCUCCUCCCAUUUUUUUAUAUUAUUUACCUUAAUAAGUAAAGAAGGAGAGAGAUUAGAGAAUUUAAACAGAAACAAAUAAUUAACAAAACUAUUCCGGAAAGGAUACGGUGAGGAAUAGAAUACAAACGUGUAAUUUUCCGGAAGGGUUAUAAACACCAGAUAAUUGUAGGAAGAUGAACAAUUCCGGAAAAAGAUAUAAAUAAUUCUGAGAGAGAAAAAAGAUGAAAAGAAAAGAGAUUCUGA